CACACCGUGUUAUAUGCGCGUCUGUCCUCUCCUUCACUCACUCUCCUCCUCCCUUUCUAAAUAUCAUCACCACCUCCUUCCUUCCUUCCUCUCUUCUCUCCACAAGAACCUCUUUCUCCUCACCCAAUCUCCCACCGCUCAACUUCUUCACUUUUCACAAUUAGGUCAAGCAUUAAACAAACUUUAAAUCAAAAUUCAACCUCAAAAUUGCGUCCUUUCUCUUCCUUUUUCACCAAAUCUUGAACAGGAAGUGGGUGUUUUUAUCUUCACAGAAGGAAUUAUAAAGGGGUUCUAAUAAGAACCAAUCUUCUAUAUUAACUCUGGCAGAUUUUUUAACCAUAACUUCUCACACCUUGAGGAAGGUGUGGGUUUCAAAAGGACCUUUCCUAUCUCCAUUCAUUCCAACUUCAUCCAGGUCUCUUCCAAUUGAUUACGGCUAAUACUGCCUUUUCGCACAACCCACAAAUGUGAUUACGGGUUUCCAUUAUAAUCGAUCAAUUGUAGCAAUAUAAUCUUAAGAAGAAAAAAGAAGGAAUUUGUUGUUGUUUGCUGAGGAUUUGAAUUAACCCCAUUUUAGUUAAAUGGCCAAAAUGGGUUGUUUCUCUGUACUGGUUGGGAGGAAGAAGAAAUCAAGGGGAGAGGGAGUAACUUCAGACCCUGUUCAAUACAAAAAGGAAGUAGGAACUUUGCAGUUGAGAGAGGGAGAGUAUUCAGACCCUUUUCUACACAAGAAGGAACAAGGAACUCUGCACUUAAAGUUGGUAAAGAAUGCUAAUGGAUUUAGCUCUGCAAAGGUGAUGAGCGAUGAAAGUAUAGUAGUGGAACCGGAGGUAGCUUAUGAAGGGAGUGAUGAGGGUGAUGAGGAUUCACCGAUGAAGAGGAAUCUCUCUGAUUUUGAUCUCCCAUCUCAAGUGGGUAUCAAAGGAGAAGAGAACAACCCAUCGAUGAAUAGAAGCACUGGUUCAUCUAAGUCCACCAACGAGAUGAAUGACCCAUUGGAUACUGAAUCGGAUAGGGAAGCUGGAGUGUCAGUUGACAGAUUGAUGAUUCAAAGUGGACAUAUUAGUGAUCCUGGAAUUGGUAGGGGUGAAUUUUGGGCUACACCCACACUGAAACGAUCAUGUUCAAAUCUUGAAACCAGUAAUAUGCUCAGGAAAAUAGCAGAUCAAUUGCCUCCUUCAAAAUCUCACUCAUUCGAGGAUUUGCAGAAUUUAACUUUAAGAAUGAGAGAGGAUGUCGAGGCUGGAAAUCAAGGUAGCCCUUUGUCAGUGAUGAGUCCUUGUAGUGCUGAUAGAGUGAUGUUGAAGAAACAUUCGUCGAGCCAAGUACUUCCUUCAGGAAGCAGAAAACUUUGGUGGAAGCUUUUCCUUUGGAGCCAUAGGAAUAUGCACAGAUCCAGAACUAUGAGAACAAAGUCACUGGCCAUCAGCCAAAGAUCAAACCAGAAAGGAGGAUAUUGUUCAGACACCUUUGAACCAAAGCGGAUCUCGGAGUCGGCCAAAUUAAAGGCACCAGUAUCAGCCACUGAGGAAUCUGUAAUCAAUAACAAGUUUCAGCAGUGGGGCGAUUUCGAUGGUAGAUGUUCAGGCUUUUUGCCGCAGAAUCAGUGGGUUGCUUUCUCUACAGAGUCAUCCACCCUAACAAGAGUGAAUGAGUGGGUGAAUAAUCUUGAAAUUGAACCUACUCUGUUACUUGAUGAUGAUAAAAAAGGAAGUUGUGAGGGGAUUAGUUUCCCACCUUCACCAGAGGCUGGUGAAACAUCAGCAAGAACUGCGAUGACUCCCUUUAAUCCACGCUACAAUCCUAAUGUGUCAGAGGAGGUCUUGUAUGCGAAUAGUGUAAUCCAAUCUCUUAAUUCUUCCUCAACUGUGGCUCACAUAUCUGCCAUGAGUUCAAAAGUCAUCCCGGCUAUGUCACACUUCUCAAGUCUUCGAUCCGUCAAUCUAUCCGGCAACUUCAUAGUUCGUAUAACUCCUGGAUCACUACCAAAGGGACUUCACACUCUCAAUUUGUCAAGAAACAGAAUUGUCGCAAUAGAGGGCCUCAGAGAGCUUACCCGAUUGCGCGUUCUCGACCUAAGUUACAAUAAGAUCUCCCGCAUCGGCCAUGGUCUGUCUAACUGCACACUCAUCAAAGAACUUUAUCUAGCUGGAAAUAAGAUCAGCGAUUUGGAAGGAUUACACAGACUCUUGAAGCUGACAGUGCUGGACUUGAGCUUCAACAAGGUUACUACAGCAAAAGCUCUAGGCCAGCUUGUUGCAAAUUACAACUCCCUUCUAGCUCUUAACCUACUCGGUAACCCAAUUCAGAGCAACAUCGGGGAUGACCAACUACGUAAAGUAAUCUUAGGAAUUCUUCCGCAGCUAGCAUAUUUGAACAGGCAAUCUAUUAAACCACAAAGAACGCGGGAAGCUGCAAUGGAUGGUUUGGCUAAAGCAGCUCUGGGGAACACUGAAUGGAGUUCCAGGAGGAAACAAUCAAAGAGGGCUGGCCAAACUGGAUCAUCUUCUCUUGGCAAACAUAAGAGCAAAGUCGGUGGACAGAGAAACAAACACAGGUCAAAGACCAGCAGCCAUAAUUUCUCCACUCAGUUAAAAUUGUCAUCAUCUGCAGUUGCUUCAUCUUCCAAUUGAAUAUCUUUCCUAUAUCGGUGAACUAUGUUUUAUGUUUAUUCAUGGGAUUGUUUUGUUUUGUGAGAUUUUGCAAUAUUUUGUUCAGUUUUGUGCUUAUUUUGAUUGUUAUCUUAGUGUGAAAUGAAUAAAUCAGAAUAUGAAGAGCUCUCGUAAUUUGAGAAGCUUUCAAUUUAAGUUCCUCUUCCA
Papaver somniferum (opium poppy) is the source of this 2819-nucleotide messenger RNA. RefSeq lists its product as uncharacterized. The transcript has 6 exons. The record is from RefSeq and is a predicted model, not a curated record. The coding region runs from base 582 to 2633 and encodes 683 amino acids. Gene Ontology annotation, molecular function: protein kinase binding. Gene Ontology annotation, cellular component: cytoplasm. Lineage: Eukaryota; Viridiplantae; Streptophyta; Magnoliopsida; Ranunculales; Papaveraceae.